Canis lupus familiaris (dog) is the source of this 537-nucleotide messenger RNA. Its product is annotated as SRA stem-loop-interacting RNA-binding protein, mitochondrial-like. Bases 1 to 531 code for a protein of 176 amino acids. Gene Ontology annotation, molecular function: RNA binding. The transcript has 2 exons. Lineage: Eukaryota; Metazoa; Chordata; Mammalia; Carnivora; Canidae. The record is from RefSeq and is a predicted model, not a curated record.
AUGUCAGAGAGACAUAAAUCCUGGUUCCAGAGAUUCCUAGUGGGAGGCACGGAGGCCUCCUCCCCCACUCCUGCUGGCCCCGCUGGGCAGCCUCACUUACACUGCCCUUAUGGUGGUGGCCGCUCACAGGACCAAGUUAUGGCAGCCAUAUUUCAAGUGGCAACCAGGGAGGAAACAAGAUUUGGAAUCAUGGCAAUAGCGGCUUCAGCAGCAAGGGGCACUGUGGCGCUGCGUGUGAGGAUUGGCCAGCUGGUGGCUUUUGUCAGAAAAAUUCCCUGGACUGCGGCCUCCAGUGAGCUGAGAGAACACUUUGCACAGUUUGGCAAUGUACGAAAGUGCACUGUACCUUUUGACAAAGAGACAGGAUUUCAUAGAGGUAUGGGUUGGGUUCAUUUUUCUUCAGAAGAAGACCUUCAGAAUGCACUACAACAAGAAAAGCAUAUUAUUGAUGGAGUAAAGCUCCACAUUCAAGCUGGGCGACCAAAAGUUUUGCAAGGGGGUCAAACAUCUGAUGAAGAGAAAGAUUUUUGAGACUAU